This is a messenger RNA of Armigeres subalbatus, 7512 nucleotides long. RefSeq names its product protein spitz-like. The transcript has 5 exons. The coding region runs from base 1785 to 2522 and encodes 245 amino acids. The record is from RefSeq and is a predicted model, not a curated record. Gene Ontology annotation, biological process: epidermal growth factor receptor signaling pathway. NCBI's taxonomy places the organism in Eukaryota, Metazoa, Arthropoda, Insecta, Diptera, Culicidae. Gene Ontology annotation, molecular function: epidermal growth factor receptor binding; receptor ligand activity.
UGUGUGCAUUGUGAGAUAGCAGUUCGAAAGAUAUACACGAAUAUUAUUUGUAUCCCAGUUUUUUUUUUAUUUCGGUCGGUCCAGCGUAACAUUUUGUAGGACAACAUCAAAUCGUACGAGUGAGGUGCUAAUUGUUUGGAAAACGAUAACUCCCAAUUGUUUACAUGCAUUUUGUACGAAAAUUCCAGCAUACUGUUUUGUUGGUUUGACAGUUAUCAGGACAGGAUUGCUGUAAUUCAUUAACACUGAGUGUAAUUGUGUGCGGUACUUUGCAUUUACUACGGGAAGGAAUGUGUUAUGAUCUGGUGAAUUUAGUGACAGUUCAGCUCUGAAGGUAUCAAAAGCAGGAAGGAAUUAAAACCAUCUCUGGAAACCAUUCAAUGAGAAGAUAUCGGAGCAGACCAUUGCCAUUUACAACUUAGUUUCUCGUUGAUUAGGCUGCGGCUGAAGUGCUGAGUGGGUCAUUGAAUUGGUGUUUGCUGAGACUAACAGUUUCCAUUGAAGACGGAAGAUGAAUAAUAAUUGAAUGAUAAAAAAUGGUGGAUCAGAGAAAUUGUAAAUUUAGUACCGAGGCGAAGUAAAAGCAGUAUUUAUACAUUGAGAAGAAAUAUUACCCUCAAACAGGCGCACGGUCGCACACACGAUUUUUUAUUUGUGUAAGAGUCUGCUAUUUCUUCGGGUAAUGUAAACAAGUAAAUGUUGAGACAUAUAUCCAGUGAGAUCACUGUAAGGUGUUGUGGGAGAUUUACAAAACAGUGGAUGGAUAGCACCUCCUACUAUAGUAGAGAAGUUACGCUACAAAUUGAUGUGGUGCUAGCCUUGCUUACCGUGGCAUGAUUCUACAGAACAUAGAACGAUAAAUAGAACAUAGUUUACAUCUGAGUGCAACCUUAGCAUGGAAUCGGCACGUUCACAUGCUCAUAUCUGCAUUUGCUAAGCUUGCGUAUGGACACGCAUGGGGAUUGGCGGUAGCGCGAUUGAGCUAAGUUUAGUGCAACAGUUGGAAGAAAAACAACAAUCGACGGUGGAUUAGGUUUGGGAAAUUGCGGAAAAGAACACAUAAACUAGUGAAAUUCAGUAAUAUUAGUAAAAGUUAACAUAGCUUGUCGUUAACAUUGGUAAACUCGUUAAUAAAAGUGAAACUUGUGUAAUUAAAGCUAAGUACAUGAGUAACAUAAUGAAAUAAACGAUGUGCGCUAACGUUAACCUAUAUCUGUCAGUUGUAUUUGAAGAUGAAUAUGUGAUUGAAAAGUUUAUUCCAAGAUGUUCAUGGUAAUAAAUCACUCGCAAUGUAGUUUACCAACGAUGUUCCGAAUACUUGCGAGUGACUAUAUGUGCAAGUUUUAUUACAAUAGACGAAAUGUUGAUCACUAAAUUGAAAUUUGACACAACUCUCCACGAUGAAUCUGUAUGAUAGCCAAUCAUUAGGAACUUCGCCGUAAAAUUUUGUCAAUGCAUAUGGUAAAUCGGUUCGUCGAGAGGCGGCCAAAAACUUGAAUCGUAGAUUUGUAAACCCCGUGACAACUUCAUCUGCGUAUUAGGUGUGUCAAAAAUAGUUUAACACAUCCGUGAGCAAGUGUGUUGCAACGUUGUGUGCGGGUGUCCAACAAGUCUGAGGAAGAAACAACAGAAGUGCCAGAUAUGUUGUUCUGAAAAGCCAUUUUUUGUAAUGCUGUGAGAAGAAAACAAGUUGAUGAAACAUAGAAAACAGCAGGAAGCUCCUAAUAGAAAAACGACAAACGCAUCGAAUCAGUAGAAUUGAAUCAAUCAAUGACAUCAGUACGAUGGCGAUGGAUGAAGCGAACGACGGUAUGAUGAUCCAUUUCGCAAGAAACCGCUAUGCUACUAGCUCCAUGGUCGAAACGACAUUCGACAAAAUGUUUCACUACACCGACAGCACAGUGGCUGCGCCGGCAAGCAGCACGUUUUUCAAGUUCCUAGCAAGAUUCUCAGGAAGGAGACGAAUAAGCUACCGGUUGCGAAGGAUAUCUAGCUUAUUAUUUCCCUACGUUGCAAUUUUUCUAAUUUUAAGUACAGUAUGCAGAGUAACAGACGCUUGUUCGAGUCGGACGACCCCCAAACCUCGACCGCCCAGUCCGACGGCUAGACCAAAUAUCACAUUCCACACAUACAAGUGUCCGCCGGCGUACGCGGCGUGGUACUGCCUCAACGAUGCCACCUGCUUCACCGUGAAAAUUGGCGAUUCGCUGCUGUAUAAUUGCGAAUGCGCCGAUGGGUAUAUGGGUCCUAGGUGUGAAUACAAAGAUCUGGACGGAUCUUAUUUACCAACUCGGCCUCGUGUGAUGUUGGAAACUGCUAGUAUAGCAAGUGGUGCCAUUGUCGCAUUGGUUCUGGCGGUGAUCGUAUGGUGUUACAUCUGCGUGCAGAAGCAUCAACAGAAGAAAAGACUGGAAAUUACCAACGGAGGUGUGGACACGGUGGACAGCAGCGUGAGACGGCCGAGACCGUUCGGGUCGCAUCAUCUCCAAACGAUACCUCUGAGCGAAUGGUUGAACCGAUAGGUUUAAAGCUUCAAAAAAAUACAUUCUCGUUCGAGUAAUGUUGAGCCAUCUUCAGGAGACACAAGAAUGAAAAGACAAAUUGCCUUCUUAGAGAGCAUGGGACACUCUGCGAACACAUCGUUGAUUGUCAGGCUGAAGCGGUGGAAACGGUGCCGACCUCAGCCUGAGAGUGUUUUAACGCAUACUCUAAACUGCCAUCAUCUUAACAACAUUUUACACAUCGCUGCGUACGAUUGCCUCAAAAAAUCGCCACAUAAUUUUCGGAGAUGAAUGUCUGCUGGAGUGAUUGGACUGACGCGGCGGAUUGCAGUUUUUAUAGACACAGUACAGUUACUUUUUAUACUUGUGCAUUGUAUUGAUGAUAUUAACAACAGGUGCCUAUAGGAAUAGAUGAUUUGUGAUUCAAAGAACGAAAUAAUCAAAAAGUGCUGUCGGUUGAAAGUUUACACUGUUUAUGAUGUCGCGAUGUUUUAAGUAUAAAAGCGGCGUAGUCCUGCGUCAAGAAAUGAAACACUCGUUAAUGAAGAGUGCAGCCGCCUAAUAAGAUCGAUUUCCCAAUUAUUGUGGAUUUGAACAUAACACCACUAAAUAGAUACCACAAGAUCAACCGUCUACCGUCCUCAUCUACUAAUGUUUGGCCAACUUGAAAAACACCCAUUUCGUAAUGCUUUUAUUUGUAACUUCAUAUUGAAAUAGUUGACCUCUUUUAUUUUCUUUUUUUUUUGUUUUCCACCACAGUUUUUAUUCUUUAACGGUAGUUCGAGGCGAACUGAUUGUGUUUUAGCUAGGGUUUGUAACUAAUUUCUCGAAUGGGAAGACGGAAGAUAAAUAAUAGAAAUCUUGCCAAUUUAGAAAACGAAGAAAAUUUUAAAAUCAUUUCUGUAACGUGCCAUCUUCUCAUUUCGAAGUGAGUCUCUUGUUUCUGCUCAUUCCUCAGAUAAAGAAAAUGUGUUGAACAUAACGGAACCGAUAGGAGAUACGUUUAACGAAGCAUUUAAUACAGAAAAGAAGACUUGAGAGGAGCAGACACAAUAAAAUAGUGAAAUAGAGAAGAAGUUGUAAGUUCUGCAUUCAAGCAAAAACAGACCAGACUAUCACAAAACAAUAGAAUUUAUUUAGUUAAUCGAUAUGCCAAAACAGGUUGAAUUGCAUUGGUUCUGUAUGGAAUAAUUUGCUUAUCCAGUAUUUUGCGUUCAUUGAUGGCUCUGUGGGUUAACUUUGAAGACUUUAAGUCGUUUGUAAUAACUUAAGACACUGUUGAAAGUAUUUUCUUUAUCUUUUUUAGAGAAACAGUGCGAAAAAUCGAAGAUUCGCUUCCCCACACUCGCCAAAUCGUUUUGUGCUUGUUCCGGUAACCUAGCACGCUGCGUUCCACGCAUUCUUGUACCUACUGGGUCGGAAACGAACACCAUCUUUACAGAAUUGCUGUGCGGCAUACUUCCAACAUGUCCUGUCCAUCUUACCCUUCCAGCUUUUGCUACCUUCUGGAUACUGAGAUCGCCGUAGAGUUCACCGUCACACAGUGCUUGCAAAUCCACCUCGAGCACGGUCCAACUCCAACUCAACGUCCGUAGAUGACCAUCGGCCUUAUGAGCGUUUUGGACAUGACACAUUGGGUGCGGUUGUGGAUCAGUUGUGUCAGUAGAUCCGACUUCCACAGAUGAUGUACCUCGAAGUUAUUCCCGUCUAUUGUAACACUGCUUCCCAGGCGAGUUUUGUCGCUUGUAGCUUGUACUUUGACUUUGAAGCACUCACUAUCCGUUAUACUUUUGUUGCCCUGCGUUUAAGGCAAGCAUUCUGCCACCUUUUCAAAUGUUCCAUAUUAUUUGCGAAUCAAAUAAAUUGACUGGAUCGAUUGAAAAUCGUACCCCGACUGCUACACCUUGCUCUUCUGCUACAUCAUGACUCACGAGGGCCGUUUUGAACAACAGGCAUUUGUCAGGCCUUGUCGAAGUCUUUGGAGGCAUUCCAACGAGCUGGAGUAUUCGCCCGAAAUCACAAUUUUGCACACCAUCCAUUGUUGCUAUCAGUCUUGUGAGCCUCUGGGGAAAGUUAUUUUCUUCCAUGAUUUUUCGUAGCACCACGUUGUCUAUACUGCCAUAUCCCGCCUUAAAAUCGAAAAACAGAUGGUGCAUAUGGAUCUGAUAUUCACAGCAUUUUUGAAGCAUUGGCCUUGCAGUAAUGAUCAGUUCCAUUUUUCGGGCGGCCGUCAACGAAACAGCCUUGAUAUCUUCCUUCAAACUAAUUCACUAUUGGCGACAGACGACGGAAGAUGAUCUGAGAUAUUACUUUGUGGGAAAAAUUUGGAAUGGUGAUCGCUCGAAAGUUCUCACUUUCCAGCUUGUCGCCUUUACUGUAGAUCGGGCAUAUGACCCCUUCCUUCACAUUCCUCCAGUAGCUGUUCAGUUAUCCAGAUUCUGACUAUCAGUCUGUGCAGACAAGUGACCAGUUUUUUUUUGGAAAAUUUUGUUACGUAACGAAACGAUUCAUAAAUUCCCCUCCCCCUAUGUGACAAUAAGUAACGGUUUCUCAACCUCCUCCCUCUCGCUCAAGCGUUACGUAAUUUGUGCACAAAGCCUUAGAGUUGGUCAAUUUGACGGGGAAAGUUGGAAAAUUGUGACCAUGAUAAAACCAUAAAGUUUGAUGAGUGAUACCGAUUCAUUAUGAAUUUUCGAUGAAACACUAAGUAGGUGUUGUAGUUGACCAGGAUCACGUGCUGAGAAUUAGACUUUCCAAAUGUUCCAUCAGAAAAGUUUGAGGGGUUAAUCACAAUUCCUUCAAUUCAACUAAUAUUAGGUCGGAAUUCUUCAGUCGUCUCGCCGCUGAGCCCUUCAUUAAUUUCCAGAUAUCGUUGUUGGACGAUAACUAAAUAUUCGGUAUUCUUUCUUAUCGCCAAGUUCUCUACGGAAUAUCACCUCAGUUGUUGCAUCUGUUCUACGUAAAAUACUUUGAUACCUCUUCCAGUUGAAGUCUUGUAUGUAGGCCAGUUUUGCUCAACUUCACAAUUCAUAAUCCCUAGACCAACAAAGGAAUGACACAGAUGAUGUCUGCCCGGGUCAUGUUUGCAGUGGUUCGGUCGCUAAUAAUCUUUUGACAUCCAUGGCUCGCAUAACACUUCGCGCUACCAGCAUAGUUAUUAAAGCAGGCACGAGCAGUAUUUGGGGCAUCCUUGUUUACCUCACUAUCAUAGCUUAUCUUGAAUACAAGGUUGUUCCGGUCGUACGUAUUGUAUGUACAGGGCUUAGCAACAAACGAUAAGACAAACUCGAAGAUGACGAGUUUGUUUUUCGGUCCGAUCCACCGUCUUAUCGUGUGAGAAAAAUACUGAGUCAAUAUAAACUUUUAUAUGAUACUACUUGAGAUGCUGAUUUGAAGGCUAUAAACAAGCAGUAUGGGGAAGCACACAUAUCUUUCAUACUUUGGCAUCUUCUGUGACAGCUUAUAUGAUGUUAUGGUGAUUUGGAGGGGGUUUCAAUUAGCCGUCUUGUGAGCAAUGGCGCCGGAUUGCCAUUCCGGAGAUGGCGAGUUCGAUUCCCGGUCUUUUCGGUUGGGAAAUGUUUUGGUCUCCCUAGGAAUAGUGUACCCAUUGUACUUGCCACACAAGAUACAUAUUCAUGCAAUUGACAAGCAAAGAAAGGUUUUCAAUUAAUAACUGAGGAUAUGCGAAAUAGAACACUAAGUUGGAAAGGAAGGCCAAGUUCCAGUCAGAAUGCAGAUCCAUAGAUAUGGAAAUUUUCAUUGGAAAUUGACUUUUGUUUGAUUUUAAUCCACUAUAAAUUGUGAAAACUGUGAUGUACAAAUAAUCAAUUUGAAGCAAAUAUUUUAUUGCCCGAGAGUUUACAUCAUUGUCGAAUCUGAAAUACUGGAAAGCAUUUUCUCUUCUAUAUUUGCUUCGGUUAGUUAUUAAUGAGUUUAUUAUUUAAAUAUUUAUUUUAUUUACUCGUUGGAUGUUUGCGCUUAUUAUAAGUACGCCAAUUUCUAUCAGCACGUAUAGUAAAAUCAAACAAGUAUUUUCACUAUUGAAUAAAAAAGAAUUACGAAACAUAAAUGUGAUAGUCUGAAAACGAAUCAAGUGAAAAACAACUUUAAUUCAAUCGUACAUGAACGAAUGUAUUUAUUUAAAGUCGGACAAACAAAUGAAGUCAUCAUGGUUCACCAUAAGCAGACUUCUAGAGGAAAUAAAAAAAAAACAAAGUAACACUAGUACUUGUACAUUUUUAUACAACUGCAAUAAUCAGAACAAUUAACUGAAUCGGAAACACAGAAGUAAUGCAGUGGACGAAUAAAGAGGUGGAGCAAGGGAGCGGAAAAAUCACCAGAAGUAACUAAUUUAUAUACAUCUUCAUAAACUAUCGAAUGAGCGGACAGAAGCGCCAAGAAAAAAAAAGUAUUCACAAAAAUCCACUGAAUGUAAAUACGUUUCGGGAGCCUAGAUUCAAAGAAAGACAAAAACACCCACUAACGUCUUGGUAUUUACGGAUCCCUCUUAUGCUAGAUAUUUUAAUGGUAGAUAGAUACGUUUAUUUAAUUGCUUGUUUCCGAUAAGUUCUGGUUCCAAUGAGUCGAAAAGAGGUUUUUGUAUGAUAGUUGCGAUGAGCGUGAGAGCGAGCUAUUCGAUUGUAUCGAACGUCCAAUAUUUGCAGCUAAUUUUUACAGUUUCCGGUGUCUUAUACUACUGACAGUAUUUUAGGGACUAAUUCUUAACCAUUUUUUGCAGCUAUACAUUAUUUUCUUUAAGUAUUUUCUAUUAUCUUUUUAGCGAUGAUUCCACCCAAAUCAGUUUGUAUUUUAACACAUUCCUUUUGUAUUAAACGAAAUCAAUUUUAAGUUUAUCUCUGACACCGGUAAUACUGAAGGCAAUGCAAUACUUUGUACCAAACCAAUUGGAUAUGUAUUAUAUUAAUUUGUAUAGAAAAAAAUACAUUUUGUAUAUUUUGAGCUUUAAAUAAAAUUAAUCAACAUGUUUUUGUUGGUCAUUAACUAUUAAAAA